Molecule: messenger RNA, 1389 nt
Organism: Dichomitus squalens LYAD-421 SS1
Lineage: Eukaryota; Fungi; Basidiomycota; Agaricomycetes; Polyporales; Polyporaceae
Exons: 7
Coding region: 1-1389 (462 amino acids)
Source: RefSeq, a predicted model, not a curated record
AUGGCCCAGGUCAUUCUCGUCGGCAUCACAUGCUUUGCAACCGUUGGGAUGUUCAGCGCAGUGUCUAACUUGGGUGCCGGAGGUCUCAGUGACGUCGCGCUCUCCGACACCGCUAAUGGUGUCCUUUAUGGCUGCUUUGCCGUCGUUGGCCUCGUGUCCGGCGGCAUCUGCAACUUGAUUGGUCCGCGGCUGACGCUCUUCAUCGGUACCCUCGGCUACGCCCUCUACGUCGGUUCUCUCUGGUGCUACCAGACUCAAGGUACGGGAUGGUUCGUCAUCCUCGCUGGAGCACUGCUCGGGAUUUCUGCCGCGCUCCUCUGGUCUGCGCAGGGUUGUAUCAUGAUGUCCUACCCCAUGGAGAAGGACAAGGGCAAGGCAUUCGGCGUUUUCUGGGCCAUUUACCAGCUCGGCUCGUUGAUUGGCUCACUUGUCGCUCUCGCCAUAAAUAUUCGCCAAGGCGGUCUCUCAACUGUCUCCACCUCCACGUAUAUCGCAUUUUUGGUGAUCAUCUUUGUCGGAGUCGCAUCCUCGUUUUCGAUUCUCCCACCCAACAAAGUCAUCCGCGCCGAUGACACAAUCGUCAGGCUCAAUACCGCCUCCAAACUGAGUGUGGAAUUUGUCGGCCUUCUCCGGCUCUUCAAGGACUGGCGUAUGGUUGCACUCGCGCCGAUGUGCUUCGCAUCGAACUACUUCUAUGCCUACUUGGGUGCGGUCAACGCCGCACGUUUUGAUGGCCCCACGCGUGCCCUCAACGCGACGCUCGAGGGCGCAGGCUCAAUCAUCGGUGCUCUGUUCAUGGGCUAUGUCGUGCUCGAUAUCAAGGGUUUGCAACGCCGCACACGUGGCUACCUCGGUCUCGCCGUUGCAACCGCGGCAACUAUCAUCGUGUGGUCCUCUGGACUUGCGUGGCAGGUCACAUUCGACCGCUGGGAUGUUGACCACAAGGGCAAUCCAAAUGCUCUUCCACCCAUCAGUUACAAGGACUCGGAUUAUAGGGGCAAGGGCGCGCUCUACUUCUUCUACUUCUUCUCGGGAGCAUGCUACCUUGGACUGCCAUACUGGAUCAUGUCCGCACUCACCAACGACCCCUUCACACUUGCGCGCUACGCAGGCCUCUAUAAGGCGCUCCAGUCUGCGGGUGCGGCAGGCUCGUUCGGCAUGGACGCCGUUGCCACCCCAUUCCUGAACGAGCACCUCGCGUCAUGGACUAUGCUCCUCUUCUCAUUCCCCUUAGCAUAUCUCGUGCUCCGUACCGUCAAGGAGACUAACUACGACGUCGAGAAAAUGGUGUAUGUCGACGAUGUCAAGCGGGACGCUGCUGAGCAAGGGACUGUGGUUAUGACGAAGUCGAGCUCGGUCAAGAAGAAUGACGUCGAGAUUGUUGAAUGA